AGUUUGUACGUAACUCGGUGGCGACGCGCCCUGAGCGUCCACCUUGUUUAUACUUGUUGUAACACUGACGUCCGACUUGCUGCGGGGUUCUUUCCGUCCAUGAGAGCGCAUCACGCGGCGGGACCAUGUGGAUCCUGACGGCCCUGCAGCCCGGAGGUGAGACCCACUACCUCGUCGCCAGUAAAGAGUAUGUGGUGGGGCGCAAGAACUGUGACAUCCUUCUCGCCAACGACCAGUCCAUCAGCAGGGCUCACGCUCACCUCACUGCUACUGACCAGACCCUGACUUUGAAAGACACCUCCAAGUACGGCACUUUUGUCAACAGCCAGCGUUUGACAGAGAACACGUCAGUGAACCUGAAGUCAGGGGACAUUGUCACAUUUGGGGCUUUUCACAGCAAGUUCAGUGUGGAACAUCAGAAGCCAGUGGUGUGUUCAUCGUGUUUGGACAAUGACGGCAAGGCGUCGCUCUCUCAGGCCCUGCUGGCUUUGGGCGGAAAGCUUGUCAACUCCUGGACUCAGGACUGCACCCACCUGGUUAUGCCUUCUGUCAAAGUCACCAUCAAGACUAUUUCUGCGCUGCUGUGCUGUCGUCCCAUCGUGAAGCCAGAGUUCUUCUUAGAGCUCAACGAAGCUGCUCAGCAAAAACAGGCGCCUCCUAAAGCCGAGAGUUUCAUCCCCGAGAUUGAUGAGCCAAGCUUGAUUAAGGAGGAAGUUAAUGUUGGAGUGAUGCCAAUUCGCAAACAACUUUUCACUGAAAAGACCUUCAUAUUCCUCAGUGCCAAGCAGCUGAAGCGUCUGAGUGCAGCCGUGAGUUUUGGAAGAGGAAAGAGUCAGCUGUUGGAAGAGGGCUCCCUGCCCCGGGACCUGCUGGAGUCUCCACAGAGCUGUGUGGUCGAUGUUACAAGCGGCAGCUCCCAAACUCUUUCAUCCUCGACCACCGAUUGGGCAAACUCUGUGAAGAACAUAAUUCAAAGAAAAGGCCUUCGAGUCAUCACAGAGUCCGAAAUUGGUUUGGCUGCCAUCUUUGCUUCCUGUGAUAAGUACUGCAAUCCAUCUGCUGUGAUGCAAGACUCAGAGUCAGUAUCAAAAGUGAAACCCAGAAUCCCAAGUGCUUCGCUGUCACAGAACGUGGCGGUGGACGAGACAGUGUUACCGGCUUCGACACAAAAUAUCACUGCAUAUGCAGUGAACACGGAGCCAUCAGAACGUUCGGAGCUGUGCAAGGUGACGGGGGUGACGGCAGUAGGAGAAACUCCUGAGAAGAAGCAAAACCAUAGCAGCAAUCACCCCGGUGGAUCCAGAGUCGUACCUGAGAGUAUGUCUGCUCAGUGUGUCGUGGCUGAUACGAUGAGCUCAUCGCUUAACGCUGUAGACAACACAAACUCCCAGAGGAAGAAGCCUGAGUCCAAACUGACAGCUGAAGGGAGUAGUGGCAUUAGGUCCCAGCCGUCCUCUUCUAGGACCAACGGCGGCACGAAGACAUUCCUACAAAAGCAAUCUCCUCAGAAACCAAAGAUUCCCGCACAAGUUUCACCGCAGAAACAGUCGACUCUGACGACUUUCUUUCAGCCCGUCAAUAAGAAAAGGCCUUUGGACGAUGAGUUCUCAGCUGUUAUGUCAGAGGCAAAGCGACCUGUACUGGCAUCAUCCAUCAGCAGGAUACAGACACCAAACACUUCAGUCACAUCUAAAGAAACAUACUUGCGUUCUGACAGACUCCCCGCAGCCACAUCUCGGACCCCCCUGGGCUCGGGAGCUGAUCUGUUCACAGGACGGCCAGAUGCUCCAGAACACGGGGUCUCCCACACCUCCCUGGAGGGGCCUCGGAGUGGAAAGAGGAAGGAAAUGGAAGCAGAGAUGCAGAUGGACGAACUGGAGUCUAUCAUGUCUGAAGAUAUGGAUUUCUUUGACGAGCAACUGCCAGGCAAUCAAGGCCAGCAAGCACAGCUAACAGGGCAAAGUUCAACGACACAGAAACGAAGUUUGAAUACGCCGGAGGAUUUGUCUUCAAACAAGAGGCAACGCGUCAAUGUGGAAGAUGGUGGAGCCGACACAAGGCCACUGGUGGGCCUGGAAAAAGAGUCGGGCUCCCACAAAAACCACAGCCAACAAUCCGAACAGUAUAUUGUCUCCAUCAAGACCGAACCGGUUGAUCCGUCAGAAAUCAAGACAACUAAUCAUGAGUCCAGCAAAAGCAAAAACCUUCUGCCUUUUGAACAGGACGAACCGUCUUUCAUUGAGGACAUUGAUCUACUGAAAGGGGUAAAUAGUGAGGAUAAAGAAGCGACUAAGACCCCUCUGAGACCAGUUACAAUCAAACUGGAGGUCAAAGAGUCCAAGAUCGACGAAGACCUUCCUAAAAAGCUGGUGCUAGUGGAGUUUCGAUCUCUCACUGUGACCGUACCUCCGAAAACCAAACCAAAGCCAAUGCUCAGCAACAGCUACGCAAAGAACUUCAAGCGUUUCCGCAAGAACCGAGUACCAGGAGCGGAGACCUCACCCCACAUCAUUGGAGGGUCUGAUCUGCUGGUUCACAACAGGGGAAAGAACACUGAUCUAGAUGAAUGGCUGAAAGAUGCAGCGGAGGAGGAGCGUCAGAGCAGACGAGACGAGACCGUAGGAGACGACCUCUUCAGGUACAACCCCACCAAACUAACCAAAAGAAGAUGAAAUGCCUUCAUCUUGAAGUCCACCAGUGGGAAUUAAUUUCAGUGAACUACACAGAAAGUAUGUGCAACACCCUAUGAAAAGGACUCAUCAUCUGUAUUUGAACUACAUGGUUAAUGUAUAUAACAUGGAGUUAAUGCUUCGUAUUUGUUGCAAUAAUCAGAAAUGUUUACCAGUGUUUUAGUUUUCUGUUCUAUCUGUUAAUCAACGAUCAAUCGCCUAAUUAAGCUACUGACAGUAAGCAAUGUAAGAAGACAUUCUCAUGUUCAGAGAUUUUUUUCCAGUUUUUAUUUGUUGAUAAUAAAAAUUUGACAUACAAAACAUUAAAAACUC
Molecule: messenger RNA, 3002 nt
Organism: Scophthalmus maximus (turbot)
Lineage: Eukaryota; Metazoa; Chordata; Actinopteri; Pleuronectiformes; Scophthalmidae
Gene: nbn
Product: nibrin
Exons: 17
Coding region: 126-2672 (848 amino acids)
Biological process (GO): mitotic G2 DNA damage checkpoint signaling; double-strand break repair via homologous recombination; telomere maintenance
Cellular component (GO): Mre11 complex; nucleus
Molecular function (GO): damaged DNA binding; protein binding
Source: RefSeq, a predicted model, not a curated record